AUGGCAUUUUUCAAUAGCAAAAGCACAGAGAGUAUAGAAUAUAUAGACGCCAUACCCGAAAAUUAUAAAACAAAGAAACAAAAGAGACUAUGGAAAAUCAUUGCAGCCAGUAUCGCUGCUGUCAUCAUCGUUGUUAUCGUCAUUGUUGUCGCAGUCGUUGUCACUGACAACAAGAAAAGACAGGAUGCAGCCAAUACACUCGGCAACAGUGCAAAUAAUAAUUCUAAUUAUCCAGUUUCUCCUUAUUCCCACAUGACACAAAUUGUAACAAAUAAUGAUACAUCACUUCAACAAAAGGAACGUAUAUUUGUCAUUGGCGACAUUCACGGGUGUAUCGACGAAUUCAAUGCACUUAUAAACGCAUUGAAUUAUACUGAUAGAGACCAGCUCAUCUUGGCGGGUGAUUUAACUUCAAAGGGACCAGACAGCAUAGGUGUCAUUCGACGAGCAAAAGAAUUGGGCGCUCUCUGUGUCCGUGGUAACCAUGAUGAUAAAUUAGUUCGAUUCAAGACAUUUGAGUUAGUUAACGGCCAAGGAUCUAUGGCUCCACCCAAGGCUGUGAUGCCAGAAGGCAGCGUACCUGAUCCACUUAAAUUUAGUAACUAUCAUGAGCCAAUUGCAUUAAACAUGUCCAAAGAAGAUUAUGAUUAUUUAUCGUCCUGUCCUGUCAUCCUUCAUCUUCCAUUCCUAAACAAUACUAUCGUGGUUCAUGGCGGCCUUGACCCUAGCAUUCCAGCACUCAAGGAUCAAGUUCCUUAUUUAGUUAUGAACAUGCGUGAUAUAGACAAACACAACAUACCCACACGCGACAAAGUAGGCACACAAUGGGCAGUCGAAUGGAACUCGUAUCAAAGGAGUUUGACAGUAAAUAACACAAUGAUCUAUUAUGGACAUGACGCCGGGCGGGGAUUGAACCUACAACAGUACACCUUUGGCGUAGAUACCGGAUGUGUCUAUGGUAACCAGUUGACAGCCAUCAACAUCAGAACACACGAGCUCACUCAAGUCAAGUGUGCAAUGCAUUACUCCAAUGGAGGCGAUGAGGACGAUUAG
Molecule: messenger RNA, 1053 nt
Organism: Rhizopus microsporus ATCC 52813
Lineage: Eukaryota; Fungi; Mucoromycota; Mucoromycetes; Mucorales; Rhizopodaceae
Product: Metallo-dependent phosphatase
Exons: 2
Coding region: 1-1053 (350 amino acids)
Biological process (GO): polyphosphate catabolic process
Cellular component (GO): cytoplasm
Molecular function (GO): phosphatase activity; endopolyphosphatase activity
Source: RefSeq, a predicted model, not a curated record